UGUGUACACAGGCCAGAUGUGUGACUUCUUGACUUGCCGUAAUCGUUGGGAAUGUUCCCAUAUGGUUCUUUAAAACAGCGACAUUGUACCACACAAGAUAUUAAUUAUCACAACUAAUGUUUACCACUACGACAACACAUGUUUUCAACUAAAUAAAACAUGAAGAAUCAACAGGCAGAGCGGAGCUAGCUACAGCAUGACAGUGACAGUGUAUACCCCACAGCGUACCAUACAACAGUAGCACCAGACACCAGACUGAGUAGCGCUGAGUAGUAGCACGUACACUAAUGCAUACACACGUACUAGCUGAGCAGUAUGGAAGUUUUGCCAUUAAUGAGAUUGAAUUCGAAAUACGUGUUUAGUGUGUUUCUUAUUUGGACUGCAUACGUAUUUUGUAAUUGUGCCAAUGUACCUGCUCUUCAGUCCUUGUAUAAUAUUUCUGACCAAGUAACGGUUCUAGAAAACAAGACUUUGAAAAGUACAGUUUAUAAUUCGGAGCAAGCUUGGUUUGUUCAAUUUUAUUCUAGUUGGUGUGGACACUGUUUGCACUUUGCACCAGUAUGGAAGGCUUUUGCUGUCGAUAUCUCUGGUUGGCAAAGUAUUGCAAGAUUAGGAGCUGUUAAUUGUGCCGAUCAAAAGAACUCUAAAAUAUGCAGUCAAAACAUCGAUGUGGGUUUUCCAACAUUGAGGCUUUUCAGGGCUUUGCAGAAAAAUGGCACAGGUGAUGUAAGCAAAGGCCAAAGAGAUGUUAUACAUUUGAGGCAUGCAUUGAUCGAUCACAUCUCCAAACACAGCGGAGAUUACAAACCAUCACACUGGCCCAGACUGGAACCAGUUGGGAUCAAGUGGUUACUUGAAGAUUCUACAAGAAGUACAAAGCCUGGCGUCACGUUUAGAGCAACAGUUUUUGAGGAUGCCGAAUCAUAUGCUGGGAGAGAGCUUAUCUUGGACACGAUGGCUAGGACAGAUGUUGUGAUUGUGAGAGUGCUACAACCAGACUUGAAUAAUUCUGUGGCUAAUUGGAAAAUUACAAGAUUGCCCUCAUUGUUUGUUUAUAAACAAAAUGAAGAACCAAAGGAGUUAUUAUUCAAAUCAGAUACAAGAGAGUCGAUUCAUAGUUCACUUGAGGCUUAUUUAAAUCAGUCUGAACUGAAGAUUAAAGAUCAAAGCAGAGCUUCAUCAAACUUGGCUGGCAUAGAUGAGAGAAAUCAUAGAGGAAAUGAUGAACACAGAGUGACCGCCUUACAGAGGAUCAAUGGCGUAAUGCAGGACAGGGAAACACUCCCAACAAAAACAAGGAUGAGGUCAGUUGUCUCUAUGCAAGAUUUAGAAUCAACAUUGGUGUAUUCACUAAAGCAUGAGGUCGGUCUGCAGAGGGUUAUUAGUGCACAGGCAUUGGAGGCACUCAAGGCAUUCAUUCUAGUUUUAAACAAAUACUUUCCUGGUAGAUUGCAAGUCAUGAAUGUACUCAGUAAUUUGCAGAGAAUGCUUGAGCCAAAGUCACAGCUAUCAAAUGAUGAUUGGUUUAAGAUCCUACAACGAGUCAAGGGAAAUCUUGCUGCUAAUCAGCAGUUUGCUGUUUUUCUUGAGAAUGAAGUGAGAUGGCUUAGUUGCCAAGGCAGCACACAUGUUUACCGUGGUUAUCCCUGUGGUCUAUGGACUCUUUUCCACACCCUAACUGUAAGCCAAGCAGCAUUGAAUUCAAAUGAUGUGGAUGCUGAUGCCAAGGAAGUACUGAAUGCAAUGAAAGGAUACAUGAAGUACUUCUUUGGAUGUCGAGAGUGUAGUGAGAACUUUGCUGAAGAAAGUAUUAGUCUGGAUUCCAGUGUUGUUUCGUUAGAUGACUCAAUAUUGUGGCUGUGGGAGACUCAUAACCGUGUAAAUAAACGUUUGGCUGGAGCUCUAUCUGAAGACCCUGAAUAUCCUAAAGUACAGUUUCCAUCUGAGACUGAAUGCAAGCUAUGUCACGAUCCAUUCAAUCCUAGUCAUUGGAAGACGUCUGCUGUCUUACAUUACCUCAAGGAGUUAUAUAGUGUUAAGAACAUAGAUAUGAAAGUAGAUAAGUUAAAUCGGAGAGUUACAUUUGGUUACUUCACAAUUGGCAUAAAUGCCACAGAUAUUAGUAUGUGUUUGCUGCUUUACAGCCUAUGUUCUGUAUUACUUGUUGUAAUUUGUAUAUAUAUCAAUCAUAGGAGAAAGAGGAAACAUGUCAAGUACAUAAUUUGACAUGACUCUAAGACUGCGUCACAGUACUCCAGCUUCGUCUCAUUUUAAAGCAUUAUAUCAUUUAUGCAAAGAUAAAGUUUGAACAAUGACCAAGAAGUAGCCUGAACCAUUCAAUUCCAUGCAAUAUGAAAAGGCACAUGCAAUACUAAUUGGUUAUUACAGGUCACAUCAAGUGAAAUUUAUUGUAUUUUUCUUGCUUAUUAUAUGGUUUUACUUUUGUUUAUUACAGUAUUAAUUUAUGACCUUUACAUGACCUUGUGGUGGUCUUUUGUGGCAUAGACCUACAUCAUGUACAUGUAGCAUUAAAUGACAAUGCGCAUAUAAAUGACGCAGUAGCACUGGUUAUUGAACAUUUAGCUACCUACAUGUAGACCUACAUGUAGCAUUAAAUGACAAUGCGCAUAUAAAUGACGCAGUAGCACUGGUUAUUGAACAUUUAGCUUGGCAUCUUUUACUGUUGCCAUUUUGAAUCAGAUGGGAAUCUGUGCAGACUGAUACCAUCUUUAGUAGUGUUGCAAAAACACGGCUCACAUACCGAAUGUCCAGAGAUUUGUACAAAGAAACAAAGUGCAUGUAGUUCUUUCACACUCGUCAAUCGUUGUGUACUGAUCGACAACAGGUUUAUAUGUCUACGGCACAUAUUUGCCCACAUUUUGGGUGCAGGUUUCACCCCAAAUUUGAGUUUGUAUGGGUGUUUUUUUGUUGUUUUGUUAUUUUGUUAUUGCUGGCGUUCGGUGCGGGAUAUAAACCUUUACAUUUGAAACAAACUUGCAUUCAUAGGGUCAAAGGAACACGUUGCCUUGGAUCGGACGAGUUGGUCUUUGAAAAGCGUUUGAAGUUGUUAUGAAAUGCAUAUGGGUAGAUAGAUAAUUUAGAUAAGUAGAAUUUAAUGUUCCACACGAAUUCAAUAUUCCUCGAAAUUGCAUGAUUUAACGUCGCGAAAAAACACGGUCAGCCAUUUUUUUUUCCUUCAAAACUUUG
Messenger RNA from Asterias rubens (European starfish), 3207 nucleotides. Its product is annotated as sulfhydryl oxidase 1-like. The coding region runs from base 316 to 2226 and encodes 636 amino acids. The record is from RefSeq and is a predicted model, not a curated record. Gene Ontology annotation, cellular component: Golgi membrane. Lineage: Eukaryota; Metazoa; Echinodermata; Asteroidea; Forcipulatida; Asteriidae. Gene Ontology annotation, molecular function: protein disulfide isomerase activity; flavin-dependent sulfhydryl oxidase activity. The transcript has 12 exons. Gene Ontology annotation, biological process: protein folding.